Schistocerca gregaria is the source of this 2963-nucleotide messenger RNA. RefSeq names its product glucose dehydrogenase [FAD, quinone]. Gene Ontology annotation, molecular function: flavin adenine dinucleotide binding; oxidoreductase activity, acting on CH-OH group of donors. The coding region runs from base 948 to 2864 and encodes 638 amino acids. The transcript has 7 exons. The record is from RefSeq and is a predicted model, not a curated record. NCBI's taxonomy places the organism in Eukaryota, Metazoa, Arthropoda, Insecta, Orthoptera, Acrididae.
GCCACGGCAGUCCGGCCAGAGGCGAGAGGCGCUCUUCCUCCACAGCUUUCACACGCCGCCCGCAGCCUGCGCGCUCUCCAGUCUGGAGGCAUGGCCGCCUGAGCUGAGCUGAGGACGCCCUGCUGCUGCCGGAACUGCAGCGUUCCCACGCGCUGACGAACUUCCUUCCAGCCCCCCGCGCCCGUCUACGGCUGUGCCCGCGUGGCCAAAGCCACUGUCAAGGCGACGGCGAGCACAGAAAGGAACGGCGCAGCUGGCCAGCGCGGCAGGGCCGGGCGCGGCUUCCGGCUCGCUUUCUCUGGCCCCGCCAGCCCGUCUGGACGUGACGUGACGUGACGUGACGUGACGUCGGCCCCAAGCGCCGCAGUCGCUGCGCUCAUUCGGCCCCCGUCGGUGGAGGGCUGUAGGGCUGUUGCGUUCACCCACCGCCCGUCUCCGAGAGCGGCCGCCUCUCUCUCUCUCUCUCUUUCUCUCUCUCUCUCUCUCACCAGCCGUCUUACUCCGGCGUCUGCCGUGGCUCCGGCUGACCUCAACAGGUAGCGACGCUCAUGUUGGAUAAACGCACUGAGAAGAACAACCAAACGAAUGUGACGUGUUACGUACGUGAGAUUCAGUGGUUACUUGUAUGGGGUUUUAUAGCAGAAAAUGUCCGUCUGGACUGACGCUCGGAGCAAAAAUUCCUGGCCUCAUUAUUGGUAGUUUAAUUUUACUUUAACUAAUUUCAAACAACAGUAGUUGCCGUGAUGCGCCUCGAAAUCGGCAGGAGAACUUGAGCGACCAAGUUUUUCGAACGAGACCCUGUAGCCUGGUCUCAGCCUGCGCAGUAAUCCGUGCUACUUGGUGGUGAAGUACAUCGAGCAGUGUACUGAAGUCCUGCUGAGCUCAUUUGUGAGGUACCUCGACAGUGGUACAAGAAGUGUCGGAGCGUAGCUCCCGAGGAGGCGACAAUGGUGGCCAUCUCCGCAGCGAUCACAGGCGCCCUCAAGACGGCCGGCACCAUCGCGGGACUCAGCAAGUUCUGGUUCCUGCCGCUGUUUGUCACCGCCCUCGUCUACUACCACUACGACAUCUUCGACCCUGAGAACCAGCCUCAGAAUGUCAAGGCGCUGCGUCGCGAGUACGACUUCGUGGUGGUGGGCGCGGGCUCCGCCGGCUCCGUGAUGGGCGGCCGGCUGUCCGAAGUGGCCGGCUGGUCGGUACUGGUGCUCGAGGCGGGCACCUACGAGUCGGAGAUCACCGACGUGCCGCUGCUGUCGCUCUACCUGCACAAGAGCCGCUACGACUGGGGCUACCGCUCGCAGCCGCAGCCGUCCGCCUGCCAGGCCAUGGAGGACCAGCGCUGCGUCUGGACGCGCGGCAAGGUGCUGGGCGGCUCCAGCGUGCUGAACACGAUGCUGUACAUCCGCGGCAACCGGCGCGACUACGACACGUGGGCGCAGCUGGGCAACCCGGGCUGGAGCUACGACGAGGUGCUGCCCUACUUCCGGAAGUCGGAGGACCAGCGCAACCCCUACCUGGCGCGCAGCUCCCGCUACCACGCCACGGGCGGGCCGCUCACCGUGCAGGACGCGCCCUGGCACACUCCGCUCGGCAUCGCCCUCGUGCAGGCGGGCGUGGAGAUGGGCUACGAGCACCGCGACAUCAACGGCGAGCGCCAGACGGGCUUCGCGCUCUUCCAGUUCACGAUGCGGCGCGGCUACCGCUGCUCCGCUGCCAAGGCGUUCCUGCGGCCGGCGCGGCUGCGGCCCAACCUGCACGUGGCGCUGCACGCGCACGCCACCCGCCUCCUGCUGGACCCCGGCAGCCGGCGCGCCUACGGCGUCGAGUUCCUGCGCGACGGCGUCCGACACACCGUGCUCGCCAGGAAGGAGGUGAUCCUGGCGGCGGGCGCCAUCAACUCGCCGCAGCUGCUGAUGCUGUCGGGGAUCGGCCCCGCGGACCACCUGCGCUCGCUGGGCAUCCCCGUCGUGCAUCACUCGCCGGGCGUGGGCGAGAACCUCAUGGACCACAUCGCGGUGGGCGGGCUCGUCUUCCCCGUGGACUACCCCGUGUCCGUGGUGGUGGACCGCGUCAUGAACCUGAACGCGGCGCUGCGCUACGCCGUGCUCGGCCAGGGCCCGCUCACCUCCAGCGUAGGGCUCGAGGCGGUCGGCUUCGUCAGCACCAAGUUCGCCAACCGCUCGGACGACUGGCCCGACAUCGAGUUCAUGCUCGCCUCGAGCAGCACGCCGUCCGACGGCGGCACGCAGGCGCGCAAGGCGCACGGCAUCACGCAGCGCUUCUACGACGAGAUGUUCGGCGCCGUCACCGGCAAGGACAUGUACGGCGUCUUCCCCAUGAUCCUCAGGCCCAAGAGCCGCGGGCGCGUCCGGCUGGGCAGCGCCGACCCGCUGCGCCACCCGCUCAUGUUCCACAACUACCUGACGCACCCGCACGACGUGGCGGUGCUGCGCGAGGGCGUCAAGAUGGCGCUGGCGCUGGCCGAGACGGCGGCGCUGCGGCGCUUCGGCGCGCGCUUCCACCGCGUGCCCGUGCUCGGCUGCCGCCACCUGCCGCCCUUCACCGACGCCUACUGGGAGUGCGUGGUGCGCCAGUACACCAUGACCAUCUACCACAUGUCCGGCACGUGCAAGAUGGGGCCCGCCGCCGACCCGCUCGCCGUCGUCGACGCCCAGCUGCGCUUGCGCGGCGUCUCGGGGCUGCGCGUCGUCGACGCGUCCGUCUUCCCCACCAUCCCCAGCGGCAACAUCAACGCGCCCGUCAUCAUGGUCGCAGAGAAGGCCGCCGACCUCGUCAAGCAGGAGUGGCUGCCCAGGGGCAGGCGGGGCGCCAACCACACCGCGGCCGAAGAGCCGGUCACGUGAUCCACCGUUCCUCCGGGUCUCUCUCUUCCAUACAACGCUCUACCUCAGACGAAAGCGCGUCGUCGAACGGAACAUUCUUCCCGAAGGCCGACGUGGUCU